Molecule: messenger RNA, 1008 nt
Organism: Harpegnathos saltator (Jerdon's jumping ant)
Lineage: Eukaryota; Metazoa; Arthropoda; Insecta; Hymenoptera; Formicidae
Gene: Naa20A
Product: N-alpha-acetyltransferase 20 A
Exons: 7
Coding region: 410-841 (143 amino acids)
Biological process (GO): N-terminal peptidyl-methionine acetylation
Cellular component (GO): NatB complex
Molecular function (GO): protein-N-terminal amino-acid acetyltransferase activity
Source: RefSeq, a predicted model, not a curated record
CAGCACGAAAACAAGCAUCGUGUGCCGCUGGCUAAGAUGUAAUUAGAAGUAAUCAAAACAUAGUUUAAACACAUUCCAAAAUACCAGUGAGAAUUUUCAGAAAAAAAAUAAUUACAAUGCCGGCUAUAGUAUAAAAAAUUGCAAAAAACGAAAAUAAUUUUUGACAUGACAGUAUGUGAUUAAUAUCAACUGAGCCACGGUCGUCGCCAUUUUCGAGCCAAAUCGUGUGAAGUGGAUGAAAGAACCUAACCUUGUCCCGUUCCCCUAUUUACGGACCUUGAAUAUACCUCGAGAGGAGAUCGGUUUGAUAUUGUCUGUAGUCUGCUAGUCUCGAAGAUAUUGUUUUGUUUUGAUCGAUCUGAUUAUAUUACUCGAAAGUAAAUAAACUUUUUGUAAUAAAUUUUUGAGGAUGACGACACUCAGGCCUUUCACGUGCAAUGAUUUAUUCAAAUUUAACAACGUGAAUUUAGAUCCUCUCACGGAGACAUAUGGGCUUUCAUUUUAUAUGCAUUAUCUUGCACAUUGGCCAGAGUACUUUCAAGUGGCUGAAUCUCCAAAUGGCGAAAUAAUGGGUUAUAUUAUGGGAAAAGCAGAAGGACAUGGAGAAUACUGGCAUGGUCAUGUAACUGCUCUCACAGUUUCUCCUGACUAUAGGAGACUGGGUCUUGCUGCAAUGCUGAUGAAGUUUCUGGAGGAAGUUUCUGAAAAGACGAUACUGGAAUAUUAUAAUGGAGAUCCAGAUGAAGAUGCAUAUGAUAUGAGGAAAGCUUUGUCAAGAGAUGUGAAAAAGAAAUCUGUAAUUCCAUUGACGCAUCCUGUGAGGCCUGUGGAAGUAGAUUGAAAGAUCGCUUCCGACCGAAACAGGUUUGAAUCGUCAGUCCAAGUGAUCGAAACGCACCUUGGUCGAAAACGCAAACACCACUAAAUACGACGCUUCGAAUUUUCGAGAUAUAAAUGUAAGAUGACUAUGUGAAAUGAGCUUAUAUACAGAUGUGCGUAUACGUUAUG